AUGGCGCCACCUCCAGGUCCCUACUCCGGUGCCAGCGCUCUCGCUGUGGUGGCCCGUGCAUCAGCAUUCAGUUUUGGCCUGGUUUAUGGAAGUGUGAAGUUCAAGAUUCUCAAGAGUGGGGUCGAUGACCCCGGCCAUGGGAAUGGGAUUGUCACGCUCCUUUACCGAGGCCGUUUUAUGGACAAUGAUAAGGCCCUUAGUGAGAGGAUUCCAUCCUUUGAUGCGCACACGUGGAGGGCCCAGAUUGACCACUGGAAAAGGAAUUCCUAUACGGAUCAGUCCUCCUCCUUGCCCUAG
Molecule: messenger RNA, 297 nt
Organism: Dovyalis caffra
Lineage: Eukaryota; Viridiplantae; Streptophyta; Magnoliopsida; Malpighiales; Salicaceae
Source: the annotation of a GenBank genome assembly